AUGGGGAAGGCGGAGCUGGCCCGGCGGCCCCGGGGUCCGCAGUCCGCGUCUGUGCAACUUCUGCUGCUCCUUGCAGCGGCCGCGGCUCUGCCGCUCGCCCCGGGCGCGCACGGGCGCCCCGCCGAGGAGGACGAGGAGCUGGUGCUGCCGACGCUGGAGCGCGGCGCCCCGGGCAGCGGGGACACCCACCUCCUCCUCCGCCUGGACGCCUUCGGCCGGCGGCUGAGCCUGGAGCUGCAGCCGGACCGCGGCUUCCUGUCGCCGGGCUUCACGCUCCAGACCGUAGGGCGCAGGCGGGGCGCCGACGCCCCGAGCCCCGAGCCCCCCGCGGGCGACCUGGCGCGCUGCUUCUACUCCGGCACCGUGGACGGCGACCCCGGCUCGGCCGCGGCCAUCAGCCUGUGCGAGGGCGUGCGCGGCGCCUUCUACCUGCGGGGCGAGGAGUUCUUCAUCCAGCCCGCGCCCGCCGCCACCGAGCGCCUCGCCCCCGCCGCCGCCGCCGGGGAGGAGCCGCCCCGGUUCCAUCUCCUGCGGCGGAGGCGGCGGGGCGGCGGCGGCGCCAAGUGCGGGGUCACCGACGACGAGGCUCCGAUCGCGAGGGGCGCGGGGCCCGAGGGCGAGGACGACUCCGGGGUCACCAGGGACCCCGCGCCGCGGAGCUCGGGGCGGCCAACAGGAAGUGGAAGCGUCAGGAAGAAGCGGUUUGUGUCCAGCCCCCGCUACGUGGAAACCAUGCUGGUGGCUGACCAGUCCAUGGCUGAGUUCCACGGCAGCGGCCUGAAGAACUACCUCCUCACCUUGUUCUCGGUGGCCGCCCGGCUGUACAAGCACCCCAGCAUCCGGAACUCCGUGAGCUUGGUGGUCGUGAAGAUCCUGGUCAUCUACGAGGAGCAGAAGGGACCAGAGGUGACCUCCAACGCGGCCCUCACUCUGCGCAACUUCUGCAACUGGCAGAAGCAGCACAACCCGCCCAGCGACCGGGAUGCCGAGCACUAUGACACGGCGAUUCUUUUCACCAGGCAGGACCUGUGUGGCACCCAGACAUGUGACACCCUCGGGAUGGCUGACGUGGGAACCGUCUGUGAUCCCAGCAGGAGCUGCUCUGUCAUAGAAGAUGACGGCUUACAAGCUGCCUUCACCACGGCCCACGAAUUAGGCCACGUGUUUAACAUGCCCCACGAUGACGCGAAGCAAUGUGCCAGCCUUAAUGUCAACCGGGAUUCCCACAUGAUGGCGUCAAUGCUUUCCAACUUGGACCGCAGCCAGCCCUGGUCUCCCUGCAGCGCCUACAUGAUUACCUCAUUCCUGGAUAACGGUCAUGGGGAAUGUUUGAUGGACAAGCCCCAGAGCCCCAUGCAGCUCCCCUCUGACCUCCCCGGGACCUUGUACGAUGCCAACCGGCAGUGCCAGUUUACCUUCGGGGAAGACUCCAAACACUGCCCGGAUGCAUCCAGCACAUGCACGACCCUCUGGUGCACGGGCACCUCCGGUGGGCUGCUGGUGUGCCAAACCAAACACUUCCCCUGGGCGGACGGCACCAGCUGUGGCGACGGGAAAUGGUGUGUCAACGGCAAGUGUGUGAACAAGACCGACAAGAAGCAUUUUGAUACGCCUGUUCAUGGAAGCUGGGGGCCAUGGGGACCCUGGGGAGACUGCUCGAGGACCUGUGGUGGCGGCGUUCAGUACACAAUGAGGGAAUGUGACAACCCCGUCCCCAAAAACGGGGGGAAGUACUGUGAAGGCAAGCGUGUGCGCUACCGAUCCUGCAACAUCGAGGACUGUCCGGACAGCCACGGAAAAACCUUCAGGGAGGAGCAGUGUGAGGCGCACAACGAGUUCUCCAAGGCGUCCUUUGGCAGUGGGCCCGCGGUGGAGUGGACCCCCAAGUAUGCUGGGGUCUCCCCCAAGGACAGAUGCAAGCUCAUCUGUCAGGCCAAAGGCAUCGGCUACUUCUUCGUUCUGCAGCCCAAGGUGGUAGACGGUACGCCCUGCAGCCCCGACUCCACCUCAGUCUGCGUGCAAGGACAGUGCGUGAAAGCUGGUUGCGAUCGCAUCAUAGACUCCAAGAAGAAGUUUGACAAAUGUGGCAUUUGUGGAGGAAAUGGAUCCACAUGCAAGAAGAUAUCAGGAUCAGCGACCAGUUCCAAUCCUGGCUACCAUGAUAUCGUCACCAUCCCGGCGGGAGCCACCAACAUCGAAGUGAAGCAGCGGAACCAGAGGGGAUCCAGAAACACGGGCAGCUUCCUGGCCAUCAAAGCCGCCGAUGGCACCUACAUCCUGAACGGCGACUUCACCCUGUCCACCUUAGAGCAAGACAUCACGCACAAGGGCACCGCCCUGAGGUACAGCGGCUCCUCUGCCUCGCUGGAGAGAAUCCGCAGCUUCAGCCCCCUCAAGGAGCCCUUGACCAUCCAGGUCCUCACGGUGGGCAAUGCCCUCCGGCCCAAGAUUAAAUACACCUACUUCGUGAAGAAGAAGAAGGAGCCUUUCAACGCCAUCCCGACCUUCUCUGAGUGGGUCAUCGGGGAGUGGGGCGAAUGCUCCAAGUCCUGCGGGCAGGGGGUGCAGAGGAGACUGGUGGAGUGCCGAGACCUCAACGGGCAGCCUGCUUCCGAGUGUGCCAAGGAAGUGAAGCCGGCCAGCGCCCGGCCCUGCGCGGACCUGCCCUGCCCCCACUGGCAGCUGGGGGACUGGUCCCCCUGUUCCAAGACUUGUGGGAAGGGCUACAAAAAGAGGACCUUGCAGUGUCUGUCCCACGAUGGCGGGGUGCUGGCCCACGAGAGCUGCGAUCCUUUAAAGAAACCCAAACAUUACAUAGACUUUUGCACCACGGCCGAGUGCAGCUAA
Messenger RNA from Pipistrellus nathusii (Nathusius's pipistrelle), 2847 nucleotides. The record is from the annotation of a GenBank genome assembly. NCBI's taxonomy places the organism in Eukaryota, Metazoa, Chordata, Mammalia, Chiroptera, Vespertilionidae.